AUGACAGCUUCAGGAUGGCCAGCAUCUGCAAAUAACCUAAGUGAAGAACUGAAAGCAUACUUUUCUCGCAGAAAUGAGAUCUCAAUUUAUCAGGGAUGCUUACUAUGGGGAAUUCGUGUUAUCAUUCCCCAGGACCUUCGUUUGCGUGUCCUAGAGGAACUUCAUGAAGGACACCCGGGGAUUGUCAAGAUGAAAACUGUGGCUCGAAGUUUGGUAUGGUGGCCAGGUAUCGACAAAGACUUAGAAACACUGGUGAAACGCUGCAAGGGUUGCCAGGAGAACCGACCCAUGCCACCAGAAGCACCUGUUCAUCCGUGGGAAUGGCCCCAACGUGCAUGGCAAAGGAUACACGUAGACUUCGCUGGCCCGUUCCAAGGAAACAUGUUUUUCGUCGUGGUCGAUGCAUUCUCAAAAUGGCCCGAAGUUGUCCAGAUGUCGACAACAACUGCAGGCCGCACAGUGGAUGUACUGCGUAGGAUAUUUUCAAGGAACGGUCUACCAGAUCAACUAGUCUCGGACAACGGACCGCAGUUUGUCUCAGAAACCUUCCAAGACUUCAUGAAGUACAACGGAAUUCGUCAUACUACGUCAGCUCCGUAUCAUCCGAGAACAAAUGGGCUAGCAGAGAGACUAGUCCUGACGCUGAAACAGUCAAUGCGUGCUUCGAAAGUGGAAGAAACUUCCAUCACUAAGCGUCUUGCCAACUUCCUACUCACAUACAGAAGUUCGCCGCAUUCAACAACAGGGAAAACACCGGCUAAGCUUUUCUUAGGACGUGAACUAUGUACAAGACUCACACGACUGAAGCCGAAUGUUCGCAACACAGUGGAAGCUAAACAAGAGAGCAUGCAUUACCGCACAUCCGAACCCGUUCGACAGUUCAAUACCGGUGACAAGGUUGCUGUGCGUGACUAUCGCAGCAAUAAUGAGAAAUGGGUGUCAGGGAAAAUAGACUCAAAAACAGGACCUCUUUCGUACAAAGUGGAAAUUACACCAGGGACAACAUGGCGGCGUCAUACAGACCAGAUAAGAUCUGCAGAUUUCACCAACUCUGCAGAUACAUUGAUACAUGAUGAUACAUUGGCGGCCGAAACAUCAGACCCUACCAAGAAACAAUCACCAGAACUGACCCCUAUACCGACAUAUGCACCCGCAGCAACUUCCGUGUCCGAAAAACGCUAUCCAACCCGCACCACUCGAAAUGUUCUGCCAAAACGUUACCAGUAG
Molecule: messenger RNA, 1227 nt
Organism: Saccostrea echinata
Lineage: Eukaryota; Metazoa; Mollusca; Bivalvia; Ostreida; Ostreidae
Exons: 1
Coding region: 1-1227 (408 amino acids)
Biological process (GO): DNA integration
Molecular function (GO): nucleic acid binding
Source: RefSeq, a predicted model, not a curated record